AUGUUGAGACCCCCGGAUGGCUUGCUCCCGAUGCACCCUGCUAUGUCGGUGUUGGGCGACUCCACAAUAGUCCAGUGCCAUCAUGGACGCAAGAACUCAUACGACCACGCAGAACAUGCUCUCACAAAACCCCACCCCCCGCGAUCUCUGCGCAGAGCGGUAUCGAUACCGGCCGUAUCAACGCUAGUCAAAGACUCGUGGAAUUGGGCCGGCGACACCCUACACACCUAUCGCGACGGCCUCACGAAGGAGCAACGGAAACACAAGGCCGAGAUCGAGGAUCGCAAACAGAUCUUGUAUCUGCACAUGAGAAAUGCGGUGUCGUACGAGGAAUGGCGCAGUCGCGCCAGCGAGCUCGACGAACUAGAAGACAACAAUGCUUGGAAACAGACGCUGGAAUCCUCCGAAUACGAGCCUCUCCUUGUACAGGAUCGCUUACGGCAGCUGGAAGAGGCGCGGAUUAGUUGUGAUGUGAGCCGGAUGCUGUUUCUCGUGCGCACCGCGCUGAGUCGGGAUCUCGCGCAUAUGAGCAAUGCGUCACUUUAUCGGCAUUCACAUAUUGGCACCAAGGAUCUGAUUGACCGGUAUAUAACUACUGCCGUAGAGACGAUUACUACGCUGGUUGAUCUGUCGGUGCAUAAUCGCUGCGAUGGACUGGAGUUGAAGUAUAUUCUGGACCAGCUGCUCGCAGCCCGGCAGGCCUUUGGACGAAGCGGGCUGCUCUUUUCCGGAGGCGCGACUUUUGGAAUGGCUCACAUUGGAGUUCUCAAAGCCCUCUACGAGGCCAAGAUGAUUCCUCGCAUCAUUUCAGGUGCAUCUGCUGGUAGUAUUGUGUGCGCUGUCUUCGGUACACGUACGGAUGACGAAUUGCCGGAGUUGUUGGAUACCUAUGUGCAUGGAAACUUCGCUGUUUUCAACGAGCAGGGCCAGGAAGAAAAUCUUUUGCAGAAGAUGACUCGCUUUUUGAAGUUCGGGUCCUUCCUGGACAUAACACAUUUGGCCAAUACUAUCAGAAGCUGGCUUGGAGAUCUGACUUUUCAGGAAGCAUACAACCGCACACGCAGGAUUUUGAAUAUCUGUGUCUCAAGUGCAGGUAUGUACGAGCUGCCACGGUUGCUGAACUAUAUCUCCGCGCCGAAUGUGUUGAUCUGGUCUGCUGUGGCCGUGUCAUGCUCGGUGCCUUUCGUGUUCAGACCAUUUACCUUGAUGGCCAAAGAUCCUUUGACAGGAGAAACAGGGCCGUGGAACGAUUUCCAUAAACAGUAUAUUGAUGGGUCUGUCGACGGUGAUCUGCCAAUGACCCGAUUGUCAGAGAUGUUCAAUGUCAACCACUUUAUCGUCUCACAAGUCAACCCCCAUGUGGUACCGUUCCUACCAAAGGAAGCAGGACCCCAGGCCGAGGCAGAAGCAGGACCAUCCUUCAUUCCUCGGUGGAUGAAUACCAUGACACACCUUGCAAAAGAUGAAGUUCUUCAUCGAAUGAAUGUCCUCUCAGAACUCGGCGUCUUCCCAACAUCGAUGACCAAGUUCGCUUCCAUUGUAAACCAGAAAUAUCACGGCGACAUCAACAUCUACCCGGAACUAAGUUCGUCUCACUUCCCCCGACUCUUGGAGAACCCGACGACCGAGUUCAUGCUUGCGGCAUGUCUCAGCGGCGAACGGGCGACAUGGCCACGGCUGAGCAGGAUUCGGAACCACUGCGCUAUCGAACUUGCCUUAGAUAGUGCCAUUCAGACAAUGCGGGCCCGGGUAGCCUUCAGCCCGAGCCAGAUCAAUUCACGAAUGCCCAACUUGUCCCGUCACUCGAUUGACUCAAUUGAAAGCAACGGAAGAGGCGCACAUCAUCGACGGCGUGGUUCCCACAACCCUGAACUGCAAAAGAGACGUUCCGGUGGACAGUCACGGCAACCACCAGUCCGAGAAUUGCGAAAAGCACGCAGUACUGUAUCUCUCGAGAACCCACCUCUCCUAUCAAACGAUUCAAUACUCGAGUCAAUGCAACCGAGGACCCACCGCCGGACAUCCUCAGCGUCUUACAACAACCGAGCAAUCUUUGAUAUCGGAUCUAGCAGCGACGAUGACUACGAAUUCUCACACUUGUACACAGUCCGACCUCGACUGACAGGUCACCGAGCGUCCUCGGAUUCAAUUCCCUUUAGUGGAGCGACCGCAUACCACGGACCUCGCAGCCCAGUCCGAUCACGGCGAUCCUCAUUCUCUUCCGGCCUUACCUACAAUUCUUCAGUUCCCACGCAUCGCGCCUCACCAAAGCAGGUUUAUGCCUCUUCGGCUCGUGACUUUUCCACGACCGUCCCACCAUCGUCCCGCCACCUCCUCAGCAUGACUCCCACUUCAACGGUCCACCCGAGCUCUCCUGAUAUCUCCAUGUGCAAAAAGCGGCACUAA
Molecule: messenger RNA, 2406 nt
Organism: Penicillium nucicola
Lineage: Eukaryota; Fungi; Ascomycota; Eurotiomycetes; Eurotiales; Aspergillaceae
Product: putative Patatin family phospholipase
Exons: 3
Coding region: 1-2406 (801 amino acids)
Biological process (GO): lipid metabolic process
Molecular function (GO): triacylglycerol lipase activity
Source: RefSeq, a predicted model, not a curated record